Messenger RNA from Penaeus indicus, 3396 nucleotides. RefSeq names its product protein PRRC2C-like. The record is from RefSeq and is a predicted model, not a curated record. Bases 412 to 3237 code for a protein of 941 amino acids. The transcript has 2 exons. Lineage: Eukaryota; Metazoa; Arthropoda; Malacostraca; Decapoda; Penaeidae.
ACCGCCGUCGGGAGAGGACUGUCGCUCCAACCUCUCUCGAGCCGAAAGUCUUGCUUGUCACCCGAUUUAUUGACUUUUUCCUCUUCUCAAUCUUUUUCAAAUUUCUUAUACGAAGUGUUUUCUACUCACCGCACCUUCGGGAUUUUAAAAAUACUGACUCAGAACAAAAACAUAUAUGUAUAUACAUACAUAUCGCUGAAAAAAGUGCAAAAGAGAGAGAGAGAGAAAAAAAAGAAAACGUAAGUGAGAAAAAUAUGUCCAAUAGUGCGGUCUAAACGAAACAUUACAAUGCGUGCAAACGUUUCGGAGUAAACUUGAACAAAACGUUUACAAGAUUAAUCAUAACGUUUCUUUGGAGCAGUUAGCUGAGGAAUAGAAAAUUAUUAGAUCGGCAAUUCUGCAUAUUACAAGAUGUGGCGGGUCGCAGCGGUGGCGGUGGCCUGUCUCCUGGGGGGGGUGGGGGGCGCCGCGGCGGGCCACGACGGCGAGGGGAAAAUCACGUGGGCGGAGGUGCUAGGUGUCCCCGCUCCGCCCGUGGCGGAGUUCGAAUAUGAGUACGAUUACGAUGACGACGAAGGCACGGCGAAGAACGACGCCAGGGACGACUUCUUCGCCAACCACGACUACGAGUACGUGGACACCGCCGACCCGUCGUACAUGCCGCCGCCGCCUCCGCCGCCCGAGGAGGAGGAGGAGGGCGGGGAGAAGAGGGCCGAGCGGCGCACGCUGGACCUGCUGUACCACUGGUUCCUGAGCGACCCCAAGAAGCCGUCGCGCCCGUCGCUGAUCGAGGAGGUCUUCCGCACCAUCGACAACCACAUCAUCGAGGACCUGCGCGAGUGGAACGCCAACGCCUUCCCGCACCUGCCCAAGAAGCCCGCCAUUGGCGCCGCCCACGACCACGGCGCCCGCGCCACCAAGGGCACGCCCGCGGCUGCGGCUCAGGAGGACACGCUGCUGGUGACUGACGAGCAAGGGCGCGAACACGUGGUCACCAUCAACGACAUCGUGACGUCACUCGGCCACCUGGACGAACAGACGCUGACGGAGCUCCUGCUGGGCCCUCCCGUGCCCGCCGACAAGAGGUCCUCCGUGGCGCUCCCGUCGCCGCCCGCGCUGCCCCAGGGGACCAGCCUCGUGCCGGUGCUCGUGCCCAAGCCCAAGCCCGCCUUCGCCCUACAGGAGAAGCAGCAGCCCCUCCUCCUGCACGCUCUGGAGGCUGCGCCGGGGGAGCUGGCACGCCCGGUGCGCCACACCGGCCCCCCCACGGGCGCCCCCACAGGCCCUCCCAAGGCCGCGGCGGCGCUGCUGGCAGAACAAGGCGACGACGUGUACGUAGUGCAGGAUGAACAGGGCGCGGUGCAGGUGGUGACGCUGCAGGACAUCCUCGCGUCGCUCUCCGCCCUCGACUCCGGCAGCGUGAACCAGCUGCUCUUCGGCCAGGGCCAGGGGGUGGCGCCCCUGCUGCCCCUCCCCUCGGCCGUCGGCCAGGACGCAGCGGCCGCGGCGCCCGUGCCUCUUGCUGUCGUUCCGCCCAACGCCGCCAGCGCCGCCAACAGGCUGGUCAAACCAAGCGCUGCGACGACCCCUGCCCCCGUCCCCGCUCCCGCCCCCUCCUCGGCUCCCACGCCCCCUCCCCGGGCGCCCUCCGUCAGCACCGACUUCGACGGAAACCUCCACGUGCGGGCGCGGCCGGGCUCCGUCGCCGUCGACCUGCGCAGCCACGACUGGGCGGCGCGGGCGGCCGGCCACUCGAAGGGGCCGGCGGGGCCCGCGGAGGGGGGCUCUGAAGGAGGCGCUGAGGGCGGGCUCGUGCGGCGCGACGGCAACGGCGACAUCCACAUCAGCCCCGCGCCCGGACGCCCCUUCGCCCUCGACGUGCACAGCAUCAUCGCUCUCGCCGAGCAGGCCGAGCAGGAGGCGCAGGCUGAGGCGGGGAAGAGUGUCCCAAGCAAGAGCAACCAGAACCGCCUAGCGGGCAGCUCGGCCAAGGGCGGCGAGGAGCUGCCCAGCCGCGGCCAGGAGCUCCUGUCCUUCCUGGCGGGCGUGGACGCCCUGCCGACCGCCAUCCCGCCCAGCCCACCUCCCGCCCCCGUCCCCACGGUCGCCCCCGCCGUCAACAACCAACUGCUCCUGCAGGCCCUGGGGCGCCUCCAGCCUACAACCCCCGCCCCGGCCCCGAACCCCCCCGCUUCCGGGGGCCUUGGCGCCACGCUCACUGGCUUCCUGUCCCGGCUAGUGGGCGGCGGCGCGGAGCAGCCAGUGGCACCGCAGGUGGAGGCGGCAGUGGCACCUGAGCCUGCGCCGGCCCUCACGCCCCAGCAGGAGUACAUCCAGCUGGUCCUGCGGCAGCAGAAGCGCCACGCCGUGGAGGACGUGUUCGGCGACGUGGUGAUCCCUCUGCCGCAGCCCAUCCACCACCGCGCGUCGCCGCCGGCCCCCGCGGCGCCCGUGAAGCGCGAGGCGGUGGACAGCGGCGCCCAGGUGGAGUCGGCGGAGGAGGAGGAGCCUUCGACGCUGCUGGCCGGCCUGUCCCCGCGCGUCCUCAACACGCUGCGCCACCAGCUGCAGGAUGUGCCGCACUUCGUGCCGCCCACCCUCCGCCGCGCCGCCCACGCCGCAGCCCCCUCGACGCAACCCGCCGCGGACGCCAGGGCAGACGACGUGCCCGAUAACGAGAUCCAGAGGCUGGCGACGUCGCCCUUGGAGUCGCUCGCCUCCUAUGCCUCAUCCUUCGUCCCCUCCCCCUCUCCUUCCCCUUCCCCCUCCUCCUCUGUCCCGCAGCUGCUCUCGAAGCUACCCUCAGAAUCCCUGCGGAAGCUUCUCCUGCAGGCGCUGCAGAAAAAGAGCAGCGCCUUCGCCCCCGACCCGCCGGUCGUCCGCGCCCCACGCAUACCCGACAAACCCCAAGCCCGCAGCUCCUACGCCGAACUGCCCGACUAUAGCAGCAUCGGCGGGGGCUACGGGGGCGGCUACGCGUACGGCCACAGCGGCAGCAGCACGACGACGGCCGCCGACGAGAACCCGCUGUUCGACGUGUACUUCCUGGCCGACGCCACGUCCCUCUACAAGAUCGGCGACACCAACCUCUCCCUCAAGACGCCCAAGAUCGGCAGCCCUAAGAACUUCGUGGACACGCGCCACCCCUUCGGCUACCACUACGACGACCACCACCACCACGGCUACGGCCACCACCAGCAGGGCUACGGCUACCCUGCCACCUACGGCUACCACUAGGGCUACAGCAGUGUGGUGGUUCGGGAAAAUCCUAAGCCCUUUAUUUAUUUCCAUAGAUUUUAGGGGGAAAAAUAUAUACAUAUACAAUCUAGGCUGGUUACUAGAUUAUUUUUCCAUGUAUACUUGUAAUGUAGAGUUUCUUAAUAAAAUAUUUCAAAA